Rasamsonia emersonii CBS 393.64 is the source of this 5079-nucleotide messenger RNA. RefSeq names its product DNA-directed DNA polymerase. Gene Ontology annotation, biological process: double-strand break repair via homologous recombination; error-prone translesion synthesis. Gene Ontology annotation, molecular function: nucleotide binding; DNA binding; DNA-directed DNA polymerase activity. The transcript is spliced from 2 exons. NCBI's taxonomy places the organism in Eukaryota, Fungi, Ascomycota, Eurotiomycetes, Eurotiales, Trichocomaceae. Gene Ontology annotation, cellular component: zeta DNA polymerase complex; nucleus. The record is from RefSeq and is a predicted model, not a curated record. The coding region runs from base 1 to 5079 and encodes 1692 amino acids.
AUGGAUAUCUUUCGAGUUCGUUUGAAUUGUAUCGAUCAUUAUCAGGCAACUCCAACGGAAUUCGACCCUCCCGUGCCAUAUGGCGUCGGUAUAUCGCAAAGAAAUGAAAGGCCAAAGGUACCUGUCAUUCGCGCCUUUGGGGCGACUGAAACAGGCCAGAAGGUCUGUGCCCAUAUCCAUGGUGCCUUUCCUUACCUCUAUAUUGAGUACAAGGGAAGCCUAGAACCAGAUGAAGUGAACACCGCCAUUCGUAAUCUACAUCUCUCAAUCGACCAUGCUUUGGCUGUUAGCUACCGUCGGAACGCAUACGAGGGGAAGACGGCUUACGUCGCCCACAUAUCCCUGGUCAAAGGGAUACCCUUCUAUGGUUAUCAUGUGGGAUAUCAGUUUUAUUUCAAAAUAUACCUGUUGAACCCACUGAAUAUAACCAGGCUCGCUGAUCUCCUACGUCAAGGGGCUGUGUUGAAACGUCCUAUGCAGCCGUAUGAAAGUCACCUUCAAUACAUACCGCAGUGGAUGUGUGAUUUCAACCUGUAUGGCUGUGCGUACAUGGAGUGUGCGAAGGUCAAGUUCCGCUCGCCGGUUCCAAGCUAUCUCGAACUUUCCAAUCUGGAUCAUCGUUGGCAUGAUCGCUCAAUACCUAGCGAACUCAUUUCGAACGAAUCCGAAUUACCGAAGCAGAGUCAUUGCUCCUUGGAAGUGGAUGUCUGUGUCCAGGAUAUCAUUAACCGGCACGCUAUAAAAGAGAGGCCGUUACAUCAUGACUUUGUUGAGCGAAUACAUCCUCUAUCCCCCGAAGAGAAACUCGUUCACAGUAUGGCCGGUUUGUGGCAGGAUGAGACGCGAAGGCGUAAAAAGAGACUUGGAAUUAAGGAUCCUGGAAGCAGCCCUUUCGGCCCGGAGGAGCUAGUCUCGAUGUCUGCUAGCCCCAGAGACCAGAACACAGGUGGCUGGAUCCACGAAGACGAGUUCUGGGAGAAAUUGCGUGAAAUUGUUGAGGAGGAAAAGCGGAAGAGUGAUGGCACAAGCGUCUCUUUCGAAACAUACGUGAAGAAGGAUCCUCUCGAACAUACGGUCAAGACUGCACUUGAGAGUGUCGAGGAUUUGUUUCCACAGAAGCUGGAGCCUCUGAAUCAUGAGAGCAAUCACCUGCAGGAUGGAGCUAUGGAUACUGGUAUCGAGGUUGAUGAAAAUACAGCGCUCUCAUUUGAAUCGGAUGAUCGAUAUGACUAUUCAGAUGACGAGGUCUCUGUCCAGCCAGAUUUCGGAUUUGUGCAAGAUGAUCCUGCUCUCGAGGAGCUUGGUGUUAAUUCAGACUCAAAUAAUGACGGACCCAAACAAUGCGAUGGAAACGGUCUACCCAAACCUGACGGUUUAGCUCGUCGCAGAAGUACCACAGCCCGUAUCAGAGAAACAGAUGGGAUGCAUAAUGCAGAAUUUGAUCCCGGCGCCAUUUCACGACCGCAGAAACGAUCAGAUGGCGAAGAAAUAAACGUAGGACAUGUGGCAAAACGAUCGAAACAACUUAAUGGCGAAUAUAUUCACAAUCGAGAAACUUAUUCAACUGCCACUACGGACACAGGAAUUUCCCCGUUUGACACUCCCGCAGCUUUGGGGGAUGUUGCUGCUCAAACUAAUCAUCAAAGUAGUGCAGACGGCAUGGUCAAGCCACUUCCCCAACCAAAGCCGUCUUCCUCGCAGAGGAUGCUCCCGGGUAGAGCCUCGAGUCAAAAUCAGCGGCUUUCGUUUCCGGUUGUCAAGGACCCUAAUGAUCCUUUAACACUGUUGCGCUUUAGUCAAAGUCAGAAAAGCAUUUCUUCGAAACCGACUUCUCAACUCUCCCAGGAGACGGAGAAGGUUUCCGCACAAGGACAUCGUGAAGACUCUCAAGCUAGGUCGUCUUCGCAGUUGCAUUCAACAAAUAGCGAUCAAACCCUGCAAGAUUUCAAUACAGAUGACCUUCUGACGGCCUCUAAAAUUCAUGAUGCGUUUCACAUCCCUAGGAAUCGCAAAAUCCUGUGUUACUGCCACCCUUGUCCCCGGCCUAGUGAAAUAAUGUCAACGAUCAAUGACGAAGGACGCCCGACAGUCGUUUAUCAGAAGGCCUACUAUAGUGACGAGAGUGAUGUUCCUGAGCGGCAGCGGGAGUAUGCGGGACGUGAAUUUCGUCUGGGGAGUGAUACCUUACAAUACCUACCUGAGUUUGAUAGAACAGGCAGGUCGCCUUCACUGCUUGGAGAACAGAUUCCUCCAUCCGCUACCAACCUCGAAAAUCAGAGAAAACAGGAUCAGAAAUUGCGCGAGCUGUCUUCAUGUCGUAUAUGGGAAUUUGCUCAGGUGCCACCACGUCGCUCAGAAGUCGUAGAAUGGUUCGAAAGGGAAAUAGCGCAUCCAAAACAGGACUCAUCAAAUGGCUCCCGCCGUCUGCCUGAAACGAAGCCAAACGUAUUAUGGCAGAUUGAGGGCGCGACACAGAAGGAUCCACACGGGUUCAAAUACUCCCAGAAGCAGGGGUCCACGAGUGUGGAACACCAGACUCAAUACAUGAGCGUAAUGAGCCUUGAAGUGCAUGUCAAUACUAGAGACUCUUUGGCUCCAAAUCCGGAAGAGGAUGAGAUAGCCUGUGUUUUUUGGUGUCUCCAGUCCGACGACGAAGAUCUCGAUGUUAACAGUGCCCUGGACGGCGUUCAUGUUGGAAUCCUUGCCCAGUCGGGAUCUGAUGCCCUGGGAAAAGUAGCGCGGUCUAUAACUGUCGAUUUUGAACGGGAGCCAACGGAAUUGGAUUUGAUCACUCGCCUGGUUGAUAUCGUGCGAUACUAUGACCCGGAUAUUCUUACGGGCUAUGAGGUGCAUAAUAGCUCUUGGGGAUAUUUGAUUGAGCGGGCGCGGUACAAGUACGACUUGGAUUUAUGCGACGAGCUCUCUCGAGUCAAAGCACAAUCCCAUGGUAGAUUUGGUAAAGAAAACGACCGCUGGGGUUUCAACCACACCUCUAGCAUUCGGGUGACUGGGCGACAUAUGAUCAACAUCUGGCGUGCAAUGAGAAGCGAGCUCAAUCUCUUGCAAUAUACGAUGGAGAAUGUUGUCUUUCAUCUGCUACACAGGCGAAUCCCACACUACCCGUUCAAAGAGCUAACGGCGUGGUACAAGAGCAGCAAGCCGCGGGACGUGAUGAAAGUCAUUGAAUAUUUUGUCUCCAGAACCCUGAUGGAUCUGGAAAUUCUCGAAGCGAACGAGCUAAUCCCCAGAACUAGCGAACAAGCUCGUCUGCUGGGCAUCGACUUUUACUCUGUUUUCUCUCGUGGCUCGCAGUUCAAGGUGGAGUCCCUGAUGUUUCGAAUCGCCAAGCCCGAAAAUUUCAUAUUGAUCUCUCCAAGCAAGAAGCAAGUCGGUCAACAGAACGCUCUUGAAUGUCUUCCUCUGGUGAUGGAACCUCAAAGUGAUUUUUACACCAGUCCGCUUGUGGUCUUAGAUUUUCAAUCUCUGUAUCCGAGUGUCAUGAUAGCAUACAAUUAUUGCUAUUCAACCUUCCUCGGCCGACUUGUCAGCUGGCGUGGGCGGAACAAAAUGGGGUUCACUGACUACGAGAGGCCACCUCGUCUGCUGGAGCUCCUUGGGGACAAUAUUAAUAUUGCUCCUAACGGAAUGAUGUAUACCAAGCCUGAGAUACGGAAGUCACUUCUCGCCCGAAUGCUAAGCGAAAUCUUGGAGACUCGUGUCAUGGUCAAAAGUGGUAUGAAAGUCGACAAGGAUGACAGGAUUUUGCAGCGCUUGCUCAAUAACCGGCAAUUGGCGCUCAAGCUGAUUGCCAACGUCACAUAUGGCUACACGUCUGCCUCGUUCUCGGGACGAAUGCCAUGCUCUGAAAUUGCGGAUAGUAUUGUCCAGACAGGACGAGAGACCCUAGAAAAGGCGAUUGCCUUAAUACACUCUGUCGAACGCUGGGGCGCUGAGGUGGUGUAUGGCGAUACGGACAGUCUCUUCGUCUAUCUCAAAGGACGUUCACGGGACGAAGCAUUCACUAUUGGGGAGGAGAUUGCCCAGGCCGUCACUAAGAUGAAUCCUCGUCCGGUUAAACUCAAAUUUGAGAAGGUUUAUCAUCCAUGCGUUCUCCUGGCGAAGAAGCGAUAUGUUGGCUUCAAGUACGAACGUAGAGAACAGACAGAACCCGAGUUCGAUGCGAAGGGGAUCGAGACUGUUCGUCGAGAUGGCACACCGGCUGAGCAGAAGAUUGAAGAGAAGGCCCUCAAGAUUCUUUUCAGGACGGCAGAUUUGAGUCAGGUCAAGAGGUACUUCCAGAGUCAAUGUUCGAAAAUCAUGCAGGGCAAGGUGUCCAUCCAGGAUUUCUGUUUUGCGAGAGAAGUGAGGCUGGGAACGUACAGCGAGAAGGGCUUGCUUCCUCCUGGAGCUUUGAUCAGUGCCAAGAGGAUGCUCAUGGACCCUCGUUUGGAGCCCCAAUACGGCGAGCGCGUGCCAUACGUGGUGGUCACUGGUGCUCCCGGGUCGAGACUGGUUGAUCGCUGUGUCGCCCCCGAAGUACUUCUUGACAACCCGCAUCUUGAGCUCGAUGCCGAGUAUUAUAUAACCAAGAACAUCAUUCCGCCAUUGGAACGUAUAUUCAACCUGGUUGGGGCGAACGUCCGCCAGUGGUACGACGAAAUGCCGAAGUUCCAACGAAUUCGACGCAUCGAGGGCGUGGCUACUGCUGCUGGGGAGGCCGGAUCCUCCAAAAAGACCCUUGAGUCGUACAUGAAAUCGUCCGCUUGUAUCCUCUGCAAGGAUAAACUCGACGAUGCUGAACUCCCCAUUUGCAGCUCUUGUGCCAAUCAACCUCACAUUUCCCUUUUCACCCUAACGUCUCGCCUCAAGCAGGCCGAGAGGAGAGUCAACGAUCUUCUCAAGAUCUGUCGGUCAUGCAUGGGCGUUCCAUUUGGCGAUGAUGUCAAGUGCGACAGUAAGGACUGUCCAGUAUUCUACUCGAGGACAAGGGAUAUGGCCAAUUGGAAGCAUUCGAAUGCCGUCCUCGAACCCGUCAUCAGGAUGCUGGAAGAACGGAGCGAGAGCGUCUUGGAAUGGUAG